Messenger RNA from Aspergillus ruber CBS 135680, 354 nucleotides. RefSeq lists its product as uncharacterized. The record is from RefSeq and is a predicted model, not a curated record. The transcript has 2 exons. NCBI's taxonomy places the organism in Eukaryota, Fungi, Ascomycota, Eurotiomycetes, Eurotiales, Aspergillaceae. Bases 1 to 354 code for a protein of 117 amino acids.
AUGAGCACCAACACUGGACUGAUCCCAUUCUUUGUGAGGAAACUCGAGCCAGACUGGAACAUUUUCGCCGUCUUGAAUGGCUCCCUCCAAAUUUCAAGCCAAAGACCCUGGAAGGUAUUGCUGCUGUUGAGCGUUAUUGGCGGAAAUUUUCCGGACUCAGUCUGCUAUUGUGAUAUUGAACUUUUCUACCUGAAAGACCCUCAAAGAAAAUGUGACGUCUUUUGUGCUAUCAUUGAGUUUCGCAAUCUCAAAGGUGGGUGGGCUCCUUUCUGCGGCCGCAUGAGCAUGUCAGCAAGGCAUCAUCAUGUUCGAAGCGCUCAUGGUACUAUGCAAAGUCACCAUAGCCGCUCCUAG